This is a messenger RNA of Guillardia theta CCMP2712, 1863 nucleotides long. RefSeq lists its product as hypothetical. Gene Ontology annotation, molecular function: protein binding. The transcript has 9 exons. The record is from RefSeq and is a predicted model, not a curated record. Lineage: Eukaryota; Cryptophyceae; Pyrenomonadales; Geminigeraceae. Bases 1 to 1863 code for a protein of 620 amino acids.
AUGAUAGCGGGGAUGAGGGCAGUCAUUGCGUAUGAGGGUGAUGAGAAUGCAUUCGGUAUGAGGACAAGGAGGCGGGCUUGCGGAGGAGGAAACUUGGAGAUGGCGGAGGAGCUGAUGGAACUUCUGCUCGACAUCAUGGCGGGGGGCGAGAAGGGAGAGGCGGGAGGAGAGGACGAGGAGGGGGACGUGAGUGAUACUGCGAACAUGGCUGAUAGAUCUGCGGGAGGCGAUGAGAUAUCAUGCCAUGCUCAGGGAGAUAGACACGUCGAACAACAGGAUCGGGCGAGAGCAAAGGGCUCGGGGGAUCAUAAUCGUCGUGGGGACGAGCCCCGGCUGGCCGAGAUAUCUGCUUGGCUACGAGCACAUCCUCAUGUCGGCGUGAAUGGGAGGGAGAGAUCGUCCGGGAUAACGGCACUGUGCAUGGCUGCAGCAAACGGACGGAUGGACGUAACUAGCCUGCUCCUUGAGGAGAAGGCAGAUGUGAACUUGGAAAGCACAGACACCGGCAACAUGCCCAUUCACUUCGCGUGCAUGCGGGGGAGUCUCCACAUCGUCAAGACUCUUGUGGAGCAUCGGGCCGAUGCAACGGCCUCCAGUCAAUCGCACGUGGUUGACUGGCUGCUGACUCCCGAGUCAAAGUACGUCCUGUGCCCCGACAGGAAGAAGGUGGACGUGAACAAGCAGGGGACAACGCCCCUGAUUGCUGCAUCGGGGCAGAGCAACAUCAAGCUCCUUCAGACGAUCCUCGAUCAAGGCUCAUGCCGAGGCACGAUAUCGCACGCAAACAACAAUGGGAACACAGCGCUGCACGUCGCAGCUUUGCAAAGGAAUGGCAGGGGAUGUGAGCUGUUGAUAGAAGCGAGAGCGAGUCUGAUAGCGUUGAACAAGCGGGGUCAGAGCCCGAUGGACAUCGCAAGAGCUUCUAAUGAUGAAGCUCUCAUCCAACUUUUCGAGCAUCAUCUCCGAGUUUUGAAUGAUGAAGCUGUGAGGAUCGCAAACGCGCUCCUGGAAGAUGAGGAGCAGAAAGCGAGUGAGGGUAAGACGAAGAAGAAGAAGAAGAGGGCAAAGAACACGUGCAAGAAGAACACCGGGACUGGUGACGAGCCAAGUGAUAAAGUCAAGGAAGUGACUGGAGAUGAUACCAUUCCAAGGUCGAGCCAUGCCGUUGCCGAAGCCUCUGCAGAUGAUGAUGAUGACGAUUGGCGGGGGAAUAUGGACAGUGUUUCUGAACAAGCCACUGACAACAACACGGAGAUUGGGGUGGUGCGGGCGGAUCCCGAGGAAAGGAGGGAGGAUCACCCCGCAGAACGGGACAGUGAGAACAUGCAGCAGGGUGUCCAGAGGCGAGGGAGCCAGCGCGGGAAGGAGGAGAAGGCGAAGGAGGAGCGAUCGAGACAAGCAGGCAAGCAGGGGGAGAAGCGCGACGAGCGGCGGAGAAACAAUCAAAGGGAUGAAGGGAAACGUGAACAGCCAGGUAGGGCGAACGUGAAGCACAGAGGGGAGGACAAGGUGGGAGCCGAAAGGGGACCCGGGGCCUCGCGAAAGCCUCAUCCUGCCGGCAACUCCAAGAAGGCAGCAGGACAAGAAGCGCAGGAGGCUCUUGAGCGAGCGCUGCUGUCCGUAUACCCCCUCGCCAACGAUCUCGCCCUCCGUCCCCAUCAUGUCCUCGGCAUGGAGCUCUCCGAGUUGAGCGCGUCGCAGCUGGAGGCCCUGGAGGAGGUGCACAGAAACCUCAUGGCAAGGAUCGAGGAAGCGAGGUUGGAGCUUGUCCGCGCGCAGGAGCGGGAGCGAGUCCAGCAGGAGCUGGGAAGGAGACUAUUCUUGGAGCAGCACAGCGCAGGAAAGAAGUUCUGGUUCGAGUAG